AUGUGCUCUCAUCCUUCGAAAAUUGAAAAUAUCGAACAAUUAUGUGAAUCGAAUGUUAAUCAUCCGUGUUACAACAUCCGGAAAAUGACGAAUCGUAGUGGAAGAAGUGAGAAACGGAAGACAACAAAUAUUACAAUACCAUCAGGAAUUGAGGAGACUUCAAAACUUCAUACACACAUGGAAUCUCCACCAUCACUCCCAGUUAUUGAUGAUUAUAACAUUAAAUCAUCAAAUUCGAAAUUAGAAUCAAAGAAGGAACAAACUGCUAAUGACAGUAAUGUUGAAUCCUCAGAUGUAUUUAGGAAAAGAGGAACUCAAAAUAAUAUUGCCGUUUCAUUGGUUGUAUUUUCUGAUCAAAUGAUAAAUAAAAGACGAUUAACGAUUGCAAUAAUUAGUUGUAUAUGUGGCAUAUACGCGAUAUAUAUCGCACUUUCACGUAAUUCAUCCGUUUACGGAUACGAAUCACGCCAUCAAAGUGCGUACACAAUAAAAAAUAUUUUACUUCUUUAUGGAAUGGUACAACUCCUUCUAAGUACAAUUUUCUUCUGUAUCUAUACAAUAACAAAAAUUAAUGAAAACAAAUGGUGCUGUCAAAUUUUUCGCUUUAUAGGUUGUAUUAUUUAUUUAUUGAUUGCAUUGUUUGUUCUACUUAUUGGAAUAAUUGGAUUUUAUUGGGUACUGAAAUUAUAUGGACAUGUAGAAUAUGAAGAUCGGCAAUCGGUUGAUUACGUCGACAUUAUGUUGUACAAUUCAUCUAUGUUCAUAUUCUCUUUUAAUUUAUGUUUUGCAUUAUUGAAGUGCUGCUGGUGGAAUUAA
Molecule: messenger RNA, 816 nt
Organism: Cercopithifilaria johnstoni
Lineage: Eukaryota; Metazoa; Nematoda; Chromadorea; Rhabditida; Onchocercidae
Source: the annotation of a GenBank genome assembly